AUCUUCAAGGGGAGAGUUACACUUAUCAUACAAAAGGAAAUUUAGUCAAUCCUACAUCCAUGUUUGCUAAAUCCGAUAAUCCUAACUCAACCAUCAUGCCUGUGAAUGCGCCUUUAAGCACUCGAAACCUUAUGGGUCAUUGCACAUCGUCCGCGUAUGUGCUCAAUGAUCAUCUUGGUCAAAAGGGAAUUUAUUUUAUAUUUCAGGACCUUUCUGUUCGAACUGAAGGUACUUUUACCUUAAAAUUCUCUUUUUGUAACAUUAAAGAAUUUAUGGUCCAAUCUCCUGAUGAAUUUACAAGUACCCGUGGAAGCGUUGCAGCUGAAGUAUAUAGUGCACCUUUCAAAGUUUACUCUGCAAAGAAAUUUCCGGGUAUGACAGAAUCAACCGAGCUUUCUAAGGCUUUCGCCAAACAAGGAAUUAAAAUUCCGAUUCGUAAGGAAGCAUAUUAUAGGAAAGUCUCCAAUAACAAUUUGCAUAAUCAGCUUAGUGUAGACAUUCCUCAGGCAACAAUCGAGAUCUCUAGCAGUGAUUCGGAAGAUAUUUAA
Messenger RNA from Racocetra fulgida, 548 nucleotides. The record is from the annotation of a GenBank genome assembly. NCBI's taxonomy places the organism in Eukaryota, Fungi, Glomeromycota, Glomeromycetes, Diversisporales, Gigasporaceae.